This is a messenger RNA of Nerophis ophidion (straightnose pipefish), 1222 nucleotides long. It is a transcript of the gene abca4a, whose product is annotated as ATP-binding cassette, sub-family A (ABC1), member 4a. The record is from RefSeq and is a predicted model, not a curated record. Bases 255 to 1103 code for a protein of 282 amino acids. The transcript is spliced from 8 exons. Lineage: Eukaryota; Metazoa; Chordata; Actinopteri; Syngnathiformes; Syngnathidae.
GCUGAGUGCGGCGAACAUCACUGAUCCGAGCGGAGCAGGCGGACUUGUCACUUGGAGCUCACUUGCUCCCGACUCAAGCUACAAGACGACAACACAACACAACAACAACAACACAACACGAAACAACAACAACAACAACAGAAGAAGAAGAGCUGCGGUAGACUGCACCUUGACUAUCUGACUGUUGACCUUUGACCCUUGAGAGGUGCUGUUAAAGGUUGCUGCUGCGCUGCUUCCUCACAUUGUGUGUCGACAUGUCUGACUGGACUCAGCUGGCUCUGCUGCUCUGGAAGAACUUCACCUACAGACGACGCCAGACUCUCCAACUGCUGGUGGAGAUCCUCUGGCCGCUCUUCAUCUUCUUCAUCCUCAUCGCCGUGCGACUCAGUUACCCGCCCUACGAGCAACAUGAGUGUCAUUUUCCCAACAAGGCCAUGCCCUCAGCCGGCACGUUGCCAUGGAUACAGGGCAUCCUCUGCAACGCCAACAAUCCCUGCUUCCGCAGCCCGACGCCAGGAGAGUCUCCGGGCGUGGUGGGCAAUUUCAACGACUCUAUAGUCUCUCGCCUCUUCUCAGACGCCAAGAAGAUUCUCUUGUACAGUCAGAAUGACAAGAACUUGGAGGGCUUCAAGGAGCUGGCCCGGGCCCUUCGAGCGCUCCAGAGCAGCAGGUCAGGCUUCAAGUUGAAGCACUUCCUGCGAGAUGAUGAAACUUUGUCCGGCUUCCUGUUGAGGAAUGCCACCCUUCCUCCAUCUGUUGUGGAUCACAUCCUGGAGGCCGACGUCAACUUGGAGAAGGUCCUUCUCAAAGGGUUUGGGGUCCACCUGCGGGACGCAUGUCCUCGUAAAGCGGCGGGCCGGAGUGUGGAGGAAUUUGUGAAGAUUUCAGACCCGUUGGCCUCCAUGAUGGUCCAAGAAGUGGUGUGUCGCGCUCCUAAUGUGUGGCUGAACCGGGCAGAGCAGAACUUCCUGGACAACGUGGACUUCCUCAAACCUCUCUUGAGGGAUGCCCGGUCGGACCCUGAAGCUGUCAAGGAGGUUGCCAGGGCAACCAACAAGCUUCUGGACAGUCUGGGCUCGCUGGCGGUGGAGGUAAGAAAAUGACCGUGAUGUCACAGGAAGUGACUGUCAUGUGACCGGGAUCCCCCAGCUGGUUGAGGUUCCACAAGUCCAGGCCUUGGUUUUAUUCACUUGACAUCCAAAACACUGCAGGGGGUGGUGGG